Sinocyclocheilus rhinocerous is the source of this 1873-nucleotide messenger RNA. Its product is annotated as protein NDRG3-like. The transcript is spliced from 14 exons. Lineage: Eukaryota; Metazoa; Chordata; Actinopteri; Cypriniformes; Cyprinidae. The record is from RefSeq and is a predicted model, not a curated record. Bases 280 to 1359 code for a protein of 359 amino acids.
CCUCUCUCUCAAACACAAUCUCCAGGCAUUUAUAUGUCUGCUUUGCUUUGGAUCCCUCUCUUAUCCUCUCAUUUUACCAACGUCGGCUUCUACUGAGGAGGAAAAAGGCUUUUAUUUGUUAUUGGUGGGCGUUCAAAGCGACAGGCUGCCCUGGCGUCUGCCUUGUUUCUGUUAAUCGCAGCUGUCCCCUCCCUUACCUCGUGCCACCGCCCCUCUCUCUGAGGAGAGUGAGAAGAGGGAACCGGAGAAAGCGUCUGUUCUGUGAUCACUGGAUGAAACAUGACUGCAGUGCUGGACAUCAACCAGGGUUCCUGUGCAGUGAGCGGUGUGGAGCAUGACAUUGAGACUCCUCAUGGUGUCCUUCAUGUGACUUUGAGAGGGACUCCUAAAGGCAACAGACCGGUCAUUCUCACCUAUCAUGACAUUGGACUCAACCAUAAGUCAUGUUUCAACACACUGUUUAACUUCGAGGACAUGCAGGAGAUCACCCAGCACUUUGCUGUGGUCCAUGUUGAUGCUCCAGGCCAGCAAGAAUCUGCCCCUCCUUUCCCCACCGGGUACCAGUACCCAACCAUGGAUGAGCUUGCCGAGAUGCUGCCCUCAGUUCUGACCCAGCUAAAAAUCAACAGUGUGAUUGGUAUCGGUGUGGGCGCAGGAGCUUAUAUCCUCACUAGGCUGGCUCUGAAUGAGCCUGCUCUGGUGGAGGGGUUGGUUCUCAUCAAUGUGGACCCCUGUGCUAAGGGCUGGAUUGACUGGGCUGCCUCUAAGUUAUCUGGAUGGACCAGCAGUCUGGUAGAUAUUGUGAUGGCACACCAUUUCAGCACGGACGAGCUGACGGAGAACCAGGAGAUCAUUCAAACAUAUCGUCUGCACAUCGCUCAGGACAUCAAUCAAGACAACCUGGCUCUCUUCUGCCACUCCUACAACAGUCGGCGAGAUCUGGAGAUUGAGAGGCCUGUCCUGGGACUUUAUGAAAAUACGGUCAAAACACUGAAGUGUCCUGCCUUGUUAAUCGUUGGUGACACAUCACCAGCGGUAGAGGCCGUGGUUGAAUGCAACUCAAGGCUAAAUCCAACCAAGACUACUUUACUCAAGAUGGCAGAUUGUGGUGGACUUCCCCAAGUUGUCCAACCGGGUAAACUCGCUGAGGCUUUCAAGUACUUUGUCCAGGGAAUGGGCUACAUGCCCACUGCCAGUAUGACCCGAUUGGCUCGAUCUCGCACUCACUCUGCCUCCAGCAUGGGCUCGGCAGACGGCUCCCGCAGCCGCGCACAUACCAGUUCACAGAUGGAGGGCGCCACCGGCGGCCCAGUCAACGACAACCAGACCAGACCACAAACCAUGGAGGUGUCCUGCUAAAGCACCCAGAGCCAAGCCACCAUUUCACCUGGGAUCAUCCGCGUGUUGCCCUUCUGCACCUCAGGUGGCUUUCUGUCUGUUUUGGGGUUUUGUUUCCACUCUGUCUCUCGUUCUACUUGUUCUCUUGUGGCCAGAGAGCGCUGGUCUAAUGAAGGGAUGCAUUGUUUGAUGUAAUCCGUGUAUUUUACAUAUUUUUCCACUGCAUGGAAGCACACUAAUCUUUUGCUGAUGUUUUUACCUUGAUUUUGAUUGGCUUACUACUUUAUUACUCCAUAUUUGUGUCAUCCUUUGGAGAUUCAUUUCCACUCUGGAUAUGCUUCUUGUGUAUAUAUUUUGCUGAAGGCUGUUGUAUUUUGAAAAUUCAGAGGGUAUUCUCGUCUGUAGCCGGAGAGAUUUCGUUCCCUCUCUUGCUCUCUCUAAGGUCUUCCUGCCCCAUGUUUACUAUAGAGAUGACCAAACCACUUCACUUUCUCCUUAUCUAAUUUUUUCUUCAGUACUUCAUUUUCUAGACUGA